Leptonychotes weddellii (Weddell seal) is the source of this 6981-nucleotide messenger RNA. The record is from RefSeq and is a predicted model, not a curated record. Lineage: Eukaryota; Metazoa; Chordata; Mammalia; Carnivora; Phocidae.
GUGUUAAUUGUGAAAUCAAUUUUGAUGACUGUGCAAGUAACCCUUGUGUCCACGGAGUCUGUAUGGAUGGCAUUAAUCGUUACAGUUGUGUCUGCUCACCGGGAUUCACAGGGCAGAGAUGUAACAUUGACAUUGAUGAGUGUGCCUCCAAUCCCUGUCGCAAGGGUGCAACGUGCAUCAACGAUGUGAAUGGUUUCCGCUGUCUGUGCCCCGAGGGUCCCCAUCACCCCAGCUGCUACUCACAGGUGAACGAGUGCCUGAGCAGUCCCUGCAUCCACGGAAACUGUACCGGGGGCCUCAGUGGAUACAAGUGCCUCUGUGAUGCAGGCUGGGUGGGCCUCAACUGCGAAGUGGACAGAGAUGAAUGUCUCUCUAACCCAUGCCAGAAUGGAGGAACUUGUGACAAUCUGGUGAAUGGAUAUAGGUGUACUUGCAAGAAGGGCUUUAAAGGCUAUAACUGUCAGGUGAAUAUUGAUGAGUGUGCUUCAAAUCCGUGUCUGAACCAAGGAACCUGCUUUGAUGACAUAAGUGGCUAUACUUGCCACUGUGUGCUGCCAUACACAGGCAAGAAUUGUCAGACGGUGUUGGCUCCCUGUUCCCCAAACCCAUGUGAGAAUGCUGCUGUUUGCAAAGAGGCACCAAAUUUUGAGAGUUACACCUGCCUGUGUGCCCCUGGCUGGCAAGGUCAACGGUGUACAAUUGACAUUGAUGAGUGUGUCUCCAAGCCCUGCAUGAACCACGGUCUCUGCCAUAAUACCCAGGGCAGCUACAUGUGCGAGUGUCCUCCAGGCUUCAGUGGUAUGGACUGUGAGGAGGACAUGGAUGACUGCCUUGCCAAUCCUUGCCAGAAUGGAGGUUCCUGUGUAGAUGGAGUGAAUACUUUCUCCUGCCUGUGCCAUCCUGGCUUUAUUGGGGAUAAGUGUCAGACAGACAUGAAUGAGUGUCUGAGUGAACCCUGUAAGAAUGGAGGGACCUGCUCUGACUAUGUCAACAGUUACACUUGCAAGUGCCAGUCGGGAUUUGAUGGCGUCCACUGUGAGAACAACAUCGACGAGUGCACUGAGAGCUCCUGUUUCAAUGGUGGCACCUGUGUCGACGGGAUUAAUUCCUUCUCUUGCUUGUGCCCUAUGGGCUUCACUGGCCCCUUCUGCCUCCAUGAGAUCAAUGAAUGCAACUCUCAUCCAUGCCUAAAUGAAGGAAUAUGUGUUGACGGCCUGGGUACCUACCGCUGCACCUGCCCCUUGGGCUACACAGGGAAAAACUGUCAGACCCUGGUGAACCUCUGUAGUCGGUCUCCAUGUAAAAACAAAGGUACUUGCAUUCAGGAAAAAGCAGAGUCCCGGUGCCUGUGCCCAUCUGGAUGGGCUGGUGCUUACUGUGAUGUGCCCAAUGUGUCCUGUGAGGUGGCAGCCUUCCACAGAGGGGUGUCCACUGACCACCUGUGCCAGCACUCUGGCAUCUGCAUCAAUGCUGGCAAUUCUCAUCACUGCCAGUGCCCCCUGGGCUACACCGGGAGCUACUGUGAGGAGCAGCUUGAUGAGUGCUCGUCCAACCCCUGCCAGCACGGAGCCACCUGCAGGGACUUCAUCGGCGGGUACAGAUGUGAGUGUGUCCCAGGGUAUCAGGGCGUCAAUUGCGAGUAUGAAGUAGAUGAGUGCCAGAAUCAGCCAUGCCAGAACGGCGGCACCUGUGUCGACCUUGUGAACCACUUCAAGUGCUCCUGUCCACCAGGCACUCGAGGUAUGAAAAAGGACAUUAUCAGAGGAAAAAUCGGUGGCAGAUAUGGGUGCACCCCAUUGAUGCUGGCUUCUCUCCGAGGAGGCAGCUCAGAUAUGAGCGAUGAAGAUGAAGAUGGAGAGGACUCUUCUGCCAACAUCAUCACAGACUUGGUCUACCAGGGUGCCAGCCUGCAGGCCCAGACAGACCGGACCGGUGAGAUGGCACUGCACCUUGCAGCCCGCUACUCGAGGGCUGAUGCUGCCAAGCGUCUCCUGGAUGCAGGUGCGGACGCCAACGCGCAGGACAACAUGGGCCGCUGCCCUCUCCAUGCUGCAGUGGCAGCUGACGCCCAGGGGGUCUUCCAGAUUUUGAUCCGCAACCGAGUGACUGAUCUGGAUGCCAGGAUGAACGAUGGCACUACACCGCUGAUCCUGGCUGCCCGCCUAGCUGUGGAGGGAAUGGUGGCAGAACUGAUCAACUGCCAAGCAGAUGUGAAUGCAGUGGAUGACCAUGGGAAAUCCGCUCUUCACUGGGCAGCUGCUGUCAAUAACGUGGAGGCAACCCUUUUGCUGUUGAAAAAUGGGGCCAACCGAGACAUGCAAGACAACAAGGAAGAGACACCUCUGUUUCUUGCUGCCCGGGAGGGAAGCUAUGAAGCAGCCAAGAUCCUGUUAGACCAUUUUGCCAAUCGGGACAUCACAGACCACAUGGAUCGUCUUCCCCGGGAUGUGGCUCGGGACCGCAUGCACCAUGACAUUGUGCGCCUCCUGGAUGAGUACAAUGUGACGCCGAGCCCUCCAGGCACUGUGCUGACUUCUGCCCUCUCACCUGUGAUCUGUGGGCCCAACAGAUCUUUCCUCAGCCUAAAGCACACCCCAAUGGGCAAGAAGCCUAGGCGGCCCAAUACCAAGAGUACCAUGCCCACUAGCCUCCCUAACCUUGCCAAGGAGGCCAAGGAUGCCAAGGGUAGUAGGAGGAAGAAGUCUCUGAGUGACAAGGGUCAGCUGUCUGAGAGCUCAGUGACUUUAUCCCCUGUUGAUUCCUUAGAGUCUCCUCACACGUAUGUUUCUGACACCACAUCCUCUCCAAUGAUUACAUCCCCUGGAAUCUUACAGGCCUCGCCCAACCCUCUGUUGGCCACUGCUGCCCCCCCUGCCCCAGUCCAUGCACAGCAUGCACUGUCUUUCUCUAACCUGCAUGAAAUGCAGCCUUUGGCUCAUGGGGCCAGCACCGUGCUUCCCUCUGUGAGCCAGCUGCUAUCCCACCACCACAUUGUUCCCUCGGGCAGUAGCAGCGCAGGGAGCUUGAGUAGGCUCCAUCCUGUCACUGUUCCGGCAGAUUGGAUGAACCGCAUGGAAAUGAAUGAGACCCAGUACAAUGAGAUGUUUGGUAUGGUUCUGGCUCCAGCUGAGGGCACGCAUCCUGGCAUAGCUCCCCAGAGCAGGCCGCCUGAAGGGAAGCAUAUAACUACCCCUCGGGAGCCUUUGCCCCCCAUUGUGACUUUCCAGCUAAUCCCCAAAGGCAGUAUUGCCCAACCGGGAGGUACUCCCCAGCCUCAGUCCAACUGCCCUCCUCCUGUUGCAGGCCCCGUGCCCACCAUGUACCAGAUUCCAGAAAUGGCUCGUUUGCCCAAUAUGGCUUUCCCCACUGCCAUGAUGCCCCAGCAGGAUGGGCAGGUUGCUCAGACCAUUCUCCCAGCCUAUCAUCCUUUUCCAGCCUCUGUGGGCAAGUAUCCCACACCACCUUCACAGCAUAGUUAUGCUUCCUCAAAUGCUGCUGAGCGAACACCCAGCCACAGUGGUCACCUGCAGGGUGAGCAUCCUUACCUGACACCAUCCCCAGAGUCUCCUGACCAGUGGUCAAGUUCAUCACCCCAUUCUGCUUCUGACUGGUCAGAUGUGACCACCAGCCCUACCCCUGGGGGUGCUGGAGGAGGUCAGCGGGGACCUGGAACACACAUGUCUGAGCCACCACGCAGCAACAUGCAGGUUUAUGCAUGAAAGAGUCUGCCUCCAGUGUAGGAACAGAACUGCCUAUUGUAAAUGCUGCUGAGGAACAAAUGAAGGUCAUCCGGGAGAGAAAUGAAGAAAUCUCUGGAACCAGCUUCUGGAGGCAGGAGAAAGAAGAUGCUUUUAUCUUUUAGAUAAUGCAAGGGAAGCAAUUUUGUCAGCUGCACUGGGUAUCUGCAGGAUUUGGGGUUGGGGGAACAUGGCUCCUUUUAAUCUCUUACCCAACAAGCCAAGUUUGUGGAAAUGCAAAACGAAUAUAAGACUUGGGACCAUGUUUACUCUUUUCUAUUUGGAGAAAAGAAUGGAUGCCUGUCAUAGCCCAGACAUUCUUGCAGCUUGGACUGCAUUUUAAGCCCUGGGGGCUUCUGCCAUAUCCAUGAGAAGAUUCUACAGUAUGGUCCUUUUGGAAACUGUACCCUGGAAUUCUGCCUACGUUGACCUGUCUCAUUUUAUCUUCCUUGGAAAUUCUUUUGACUUCAUUUGGUGCUUUAAUUUUUGCACCUCUCUGGUUGUGCACCCGUGCCCCCAGCAUGUUAGAGUGCAAGACCUUUGUGCUUUUAGUCAUUCCUGCUCUGGAAAGCAACUUCAGCCUCCUUUCUCUUCUUUUCCCAGUGUCCCCAGGAGUAUCACAGGGUUUGCUUUGGUUAUGGUUCUCAGCAUACACCUUUCAAGUAUGUUUAUUUAGAAAACGAAUCUCUUGCAAUUUCCUACAUAAUAUCGUUCCUACAAGAGGAAGGGGAGCAAGAUAGUUUUCUUUGAACCCAUUCUGGGGACAGAAGACCCUUUCAAGAGACUGCAUGCAGGGUUUUACCUAACCCUUACCAGGAAGAAGGAUGAGAAUUGGCCUGUUUUUCCAUUUGUGGGCCUAGUCAGUGUGAAGUUUUAUCAUUGGCAGUGCAGGUACUGUGACCCCCCCUUAAAAAAAAAAAAAAAGAUUUGGAAUGUUGGAAUUACCAAGAGAUAAGCCAACUCAUGUGAGAAGUGGUUACCCACUAUCAAGUCCCUUUCCUUCCUGCCCAGCAUUCCACUGAUGGCCCGUGUGAAACACAUUUGUUCCCAGAUCUCAGAACCCCCAGCCCGCUUCACUCAUUCAUCCAGCAGGGGAAGCUAGCCUUAGCUGUUGAGCCUUUCCUUCCAGAUAUCUCCAUAGAAGAAGAUGCCUCAAAGGAUGCUCCCUCACCACGGAGAACUGAACUCUGCUCGGCUCAAGGGACCCCAUGACAGCUCUGUUCCUUUUGUGGGGGGGAUUGUAGUCUCCACCUCCUGAGUCUGUUUCUGACCGCACGCCUGCUCACCAGUCUUCCUUCCACACCGUGUGCUUGGAGUUACCCACGCACCCAAGUAGGUUCUUGCCAAACACACGGACUUGCUAUGUUCAAGCUCCAGAAACAGAAAGCUGGCCUGGUUUUGUAGGGCCCAAGCCAGCCCUAUAAGAAAGCUGGAACCAUGCGGCAGCCUUUGCUAUGUUUUUGCUACCAUUCCUUUUCCAUCAUGGCAGGUCAUGACAUUCCCUUUUAGGCCACUAACAUAGAAACUUACUAGGACAUUUUCCUUUCCCAGAGUCACCUUCUAGAUGAUUAUGGACAAUGAAAGAGUUACUCUCUUUAUCAUGCUCAUGCUCAGAUUGUGAUUAUAUUAUACUUGAGUCUGCUCUCUGUAUUUGUGGUCUUGGCACCUUCCGUGACCCUCUGUCGAGGGCAGAAGCAUUCUAGUCAAUACUAGAAAUAGGAGGAAAACAGUUUUCUUCCUCUUCUCCCUGAGUCAGCUAAUAGUUGGUCCUGUGACCACGCUGUCGUCUCUACCUGGUGCUAUGAUGUCAUGACACCUGGGAAAUUAGUUCUGCUGGGGCAUUUUGAAGAUAUUGACAGGUGAAUUUCCUACUCUGUUUUGGUUUGAAUGAUAAUCUUCGUUCCUGCCUUGGCUAGGAGUGCCCAUCAGAGCAUCCUGCUUAACCUGAUUUAUCUGUCUGUGGCCCCAUAUGGAACCCCUAUGUGUCUGUUAACCUGGCAGUCUACAAAUGUUCUGGGUUGGUUUUGUUUUUUUUUUUCAGUCCUGCCCAAGUUCAUUGAACCAACAAAAAUAAUUUGUUCUGCCCCAAUAUGAGCAGACUGUUCGUUCUGUAUUUUAUUCUCUCACAUGGCAACUCUACCAGCCCUUUCAUAGCGUGUAACAUUUUAUCUUCUGAAUGGUGACUGUCUACCUUGGACCCAUCGUUGAUUCACAAUGGGGAGAACCUCUCUGCAUGGACCACUAUGGACCCCACCACAUCUGCCCUUUCUUCAUCCUGUCUCAUCACCACUUCCUGAAAGUAUCAGCCUCUGACCCAACAGCUUGGCUCCUCUAUAGCUUCCUCCCUCCCCAACCACAGUGUCAGCCUAACUUGCUUGUUUCUCUUUCUUGGGAUCCUUUGGGUUUGGGGGAAGGGACUGGGAAAACUGCCAUUACAGACAACAGGCUUCAGCGAUGAAGGGGAAGACACUGCCUUUCAAGCAUUUAUCAAUCCCUUAGAUUUUAAGAACCCUUGAGUUGUAUAGUGCCUAAUAAAAGAGAAGGUGAGAUGGAGAAUCACUUUCUCAGUGGGGUUCUGAAUUAGAGACUAAGUUUUUAUAGGCCAUAUCUUUUAUGCCAUGUAUAGGUCACCCCCCCCCAUUUUUGGUUUAUUUUUAUUUUUAUAAAUUCUUCCUCUGACUCCUCUUCUGUCUGCCUUUGGGGAUAGAUUUUUCUGUUCAUUUCUUCUGUUUUGUGUUAAGCAUCAUUUUCUGACUUACAUGAUGGUGAGGGAGGGAAAGGUGUAAGGGAAAGAGAGAGUGAAAGACUUCGUUGUAAGCAGUCAGCCAUGAUGCUCAAGCCCAUUACACCAUCUUAUUAUUACGUUUGCUGGUACACAAUUCUUGCAUAGAAAAGAACCAAAGGUAUAAUGUUUUGUUGGCAGGCAGUUUGGAGAUUUUGGUUUUAACCAACACAUUGAAUGUAUGAUGACUAUUUGAGAGGACACAAUUAUAUGACCUGACGCUCCCACUUGUAACUGUUUGGUACUAUGGCUCCUUCCUUGUGUACAUUUCUCUUAAAAGUGAUAUUAUAUCUGUUUGUAUGAGAAACCCAGUAACUAAGAAAAAUGACUGCAUGUUCCUAACUAUGACAUAGUAAGGAAAAUGCACAAUGUUUUUACUUUUCAAAGUUUCAUUCUAAAGUAGUUAAGAUGAAAUUUAUAUGAAAGCAUUUUUAUCACAAAAUAAAAAAGAUUACAUGUCAA